Molecule: messenger RNA, 1383 nt
Organism: Linnemannia hyalina
Lineage: Eukaryota; Fungi; Mortierellomycota; Mortierellomycetes; Mortierellales; Mortierellaceae
Source: the annotation of a GenBank genome assembly
AUGGCACUGAUAGACCUGGGCAUGUACCUGGCAAAGUCCACCUGGGCAGUCUCCUAUGCGGCGGCGUCCUUUGUCACCCUCGUCCUGUCCUGGGUCGCCAUCACUGGCGCCGCGACCCGUAACCGCAAAAUCAACAUCGUCCUCUGUGUCCUCAGCAACCAGCUCUCGGAGCUGCCUCUUUCCAUCAUGUGCACCGACGCAUGUUUCUACACCUGGCUCCACCUCACCGGCACCUUCCAGGAGUCGCUGUUGGUCCGGUUCUUUUACUACACAAACAUCAUCACGGCUGUUGGACUCCUGUAUCUAUCUAGGCGAUCAUUCGAGGUCCAGGCGCUCGGACAAAAGUUUCUGGAUCAAUUGGCCAAGGAGAGCAAGGAAUGGAUCGAACUUCCUGGUCCCACCACUGCCCGGUUCUGGCAGCAGUUGUUGAACCCAUUCCUCUGGUCGGGAGAUUACACCCUCUACGAGAACAUCCCAUAUUGGACACCAAAGGAACAGCUAAGCGUGCUGGAAUCAGACGGAUGGGAGUCGGCAGCAGAGAUGAGUCUGGACAUUUACAAACCCCACACAGUCGAAGGAGGCGACGACAGGCCUGUCCUGUUUUACAUACAUGGUGGGGAAUGGACAGCAGGAAGCAAGAAAAUCAUUGGACCUCUUCUCACAGAGAUGAUCUCGCAGGACUGGAUAGUGGUCGCGGUGGGCUACCGUUUAAGCACCAAGGCAGGAUACCCGACUCAGUUGCUGGACUGCAAACGGGCCUUGCGCUGGGUCAAGGACGAGAUCCGGAUAUUUGGAGGCAACCCCAACAACAUCAUUGUCGCAGGCGACUCUGCAGGUGGCCAUAUGGCCUGUAUGUUGGCCCUGACCCCCAAUCAGCCUGAGUACCAGCCUGGAUUCGAGGAUGUUGAUACGACUGUUCAAGGAUGUUUGGGGCUCAGUGCUAUUGUGGAUCUGGUCGAUAUGAAUAAUAUUUGUAACCAUGAUGGGCGUGGACGGUUUAUCAGGGACGUUGCUAAGCGUGAAGGAUCCCCCGACUCUGCCGACAAUAUCAAGUUCUUGUCUGAGCAUUCACCCAGGUUCCGUAUCAAGGGUGGCGCAGGAGUUCCCUUUAUGAUCGUCCACGGCGAUCUUGAUACAUUGACACCUGUGCAAAAUACGCGCGCCUUUGUCAACGAGUUCCGCAACAAGAGCAAUGCGUCGAUGACAUAUCUGGAGAUCCCAGGAGGCCACCACUGCUUCCACCUGAUCUCAUCCCCCCGUUCAUGGUACACUGUUAUUUCUGCAGGCCAAUGGUUGACACACCACUUUGACAAUGUUGCGCCAGUCGAUGCGGCCAAGAAGCUCCAGGUCCAUGAGAUUGUUGAAUGGGGCUGGACCGUUUAA